This is a messenger RNA of Capsaspora owczarzaki ATCC 30864, 979 nucleotides long. RefSeq lists its product as hypothetical. The transcript is spliced from 3 exons. The record is from RefSeq and is a predicted model, not a curated record. Bases 37 to 693 code for a protein of 218 amino acids. Gene Ontology annotation, cellular component: cytoplasm. Gene Ontology annotation, biological process: import into nucleus. NCBI's taxonomy places the organism in Eukaryota, Filasterea, Ministeriida, Capsasporidae.
UUUACAUUCACCCUUUUGUUGAUUUGAUUCCAAGAAAUGAAGGCAGUUGUGCUUGGCGGAACGGGCGCGUGCGGAAAAGCCAUUCUCGCGUCGCUUCUCUCGAGCAGCGCAGUCGAGCGCGUCGUCACCAUCGGCCGACGCCCUGUCACGGUGCCCGACCAGGCGCAGCUCGAGCAAUCGGGCAAGCUCGUUCAAGUCACCACGGAGAUGGCUGCGAUUGCGCAGGCCGAGGACGCGUUCAAGGGCGCCGAUGUCGUCAUGUGUGCAUUUGGCACCACCCGCAAGCAAGCAGGCUCGGCCGAGGCCUUCAAGAAGAUUGAUCAGGAAUACGUUGUUGCCGCCGCUGCGACUGCCAAGCGCGCCGGCGUGCCGCACUUUAUGUACAUUUCGUCGCACGGCGCGAGUGCGUCGUCCUGGUUCUUGUACCUGCAGUCGAAAGGCCAGACCGAGAACGGCAUCAUUGCGCAAAAGUUUGACAAGGUCUCCAUUCUGCGUCCUGGCCUGCUCGACCGCGGCGACGAGAGUCGCUUUGUCGAAAAGUUUGCCAUGGUGUUUACAUCUGGCUGCAAGACGACCACCAUCGGCGAAGCCAUGCGUGAGCUCGCGGCAGCGUAUCUGACCGACAAGGCCUCGAGCGGCGACGCUGUGCAGUAUGUGGACGACGCGACCAUCCGUCGUCUUGGCAAGCAGUAGGGUCGGAACUUGUCUGUGUUGGUGGAUUUGUCUCCUUUGUUCGAGUGCGCGCGCUCUACUGUAUUUACCGCAAGACGCGACCUCCCGUUGCAGCAUUGCUCAAGUGCUCGUCGUCUCUUUGAUUGAACGGCGUGCUUUGUUACUUGUUCAAAACGUCGGCUUGUUCAAAGAUCAAACUCCUUUGUUUUUUGUUGCUUCAACUCACUGCUCUCAAUGUUAAAUCGGUAAGAAUGCGACAAACAUUUCGUUUUCUACCAAUUGCUUCUAAUUCAAUCUCAGAACAGAA